Molecule: messenger RNA, 1723 nt
Organism: Thunnus maccoyii (southern bluefin tuna)
Lineage: Eukaryota; Metazoa; Chordata; Actinopteri; Scombriformes; Scombridae
Exons: 4
Coding region: 39-1103 (354 amino acids)
Source: RefSeq, a predicted model, not a curated record
GACAAAAGCAUGACAUUCUUGAGACUCUUGCUGCCAAGAUGCAUAGCUUCAAAGCUUACCCCAAUGAUAAGGAGGUUUCAAUGGUAGCAGAAGCACUUGUCAUUAAGCAUCCUUGUCUGAAAGAGCCAGGAUCUCAGACGGGAUGGUAUGGUUGGAAAAAUAGUUUAAAGUUUAAGAUGGGGAACUUCCGCACUAAGUUGAGUCGUGCAGGAUUUCAUGAGGUAGCUAUAAAUUCUGGGAAAAGGAGCCGGAACAACCCAAACAAACCAUCUCCUCACACCAACAUCAAAAGACCGAAGAGGGCAGAAGUGAAUUUCCUUCCCAAUUUCCCAAGAGGUGAAAAUGCUGCAAGCCUUGAACGACUGAGACUGCAAAUUGUAGAUGAAGUGAAGAAGAGUGACAAGAACCUUUCUCUGAUUGGAAAGUUAAUGCAGACUACCUUUGCCCUUCGGCGCAAUGAGAUCGUCAGUGAUGAUCCCCCUGUUGAUGAGAUCCUGGAACGCUGGCCUGCACUCAAAAUGGAGUCACAAAUCUGUGCUGAGUUUCACAGAAUCUCAAACAUCAACCUAAAGAACUGCUUCUAUGCUGAGUUGGAUCGACAUGCCCCACGUCUUCAGCGCUUGUUCAGGAGGAAAGCUGCACGGACAGGGAAAGCAGCUGAAGUCCUCAGUCGGAUCUUCCAGAUGUAUGACCUCCAGGAACAAGUUGAUGUUCAUGUCAGACGUGCUGCUGUUCUCCGUGCUCUCCCUGCAUAUCUGCAUGAUGACGACUCUGGAUUUCUCAAGCAAUGGGAUGUGGCGCAGUCUGAACCAGACAUUGGUGACUUACCGGUUGGGCUCUUGAUCAGUGCCACUUCAGAUGCCAUGUACCUCUGCCCAGAGAAGGUUGCGGUCGUGCUCGAGGGUAAAACAGUCAUUGAUUUUCCCACAUUCGCUGACGCAUUUGUAGUGCUUUUCGCACUGAUUUAUGCACUGCAUCUGAAUUACCCAAAAGACAUGGCAAAUACUUUUGACUUCACUCAGAAAGUCUUGAUGGGUCUGGAGGAUGGAAACAUGAGACCCAGGGUCUUGAGCCUCAAAAAUGAACUUUUGGCAGUGGAGUAGUUUGUUCCUGUUUUAAAACAUCUUAGAGAUGUGUUUUUCAAAGAUUUUUAUUGUUCAAUUUUGAAUGUGUUAAUGUUCAAGAAAACUCAUUCUGUACUGGUAAGAUCCCAUACCAUGCGGUUGUCCACUAUGUGGUUCUUUUGUCAGGCCAUUUUGUUAGGCCCUUGCACUAUUGUUCAAUGUUACUGUUCCUGUUUUUGCACUGAAUGGAAGCGUAUAGGGCAAGAUAUUGAUGUAUAACGUGAAAGUUGUCAACCAGCAGAGAUAUUGCCUUAAUAUUCAUUGUCAUGUAACUCUUUUUAAUAUGCGGCCAUUAUAAGCAAACUGAAAAAUUGGUGAACAGAACGGUUUAUGGCAAUAUUUGGAUAAUUUUGGUAUCAAUUGCCUUUCCUUGUCAGGAAACGUACAAAAAUGUUUUUAACUUGCCACGAUUGUAUAUUAAUAUCAUGAUAAAAAUUGGCAUGUACCAUUAUAGGAGUAUAUACAUAUUGUCCACUUCUAUAGUUUGGGGAAAAAAGUAAUUUCCCAAAGGCCCCUGCACUGUUUUUGAAGGUGUUAUCGUGCUAAUUUCAGUGUAAAAUGUUUUUGGUUACUAAAUAAAAUAGUAACUUGCAUUUGAA